Molecule: messenger RNA, 36924 nt
Organism: Xyrichtys novacula (pearly razorfish)
Lineage: Eukaryota; Metazoa; Chordata; Actinopteri; Labriformes; Labridae
Source: the annotation of a GenBank genome assembly
ACAUCAGAGCUCGAGGAGGCACCGUGCAGUCACAUGUCAGAGCAGGUUUUGGACACGAGCCAGAGCUGCCAGGCCACAGAUCCUUCAUUCACUCACUCGGUCCCUCGCUGCCUGCCAGGGUUAAUACAAGUGUCAAAAGGAGCGGGGCUUACAGACAUUAACUAGGUGAAAGCCAUCUGUCCACCGCAGCGGGGGCUGCUGGGGGACGGUGACAUGUGGACGGCGCGUCCGUGGCCCUUUAAGAAACUCCAUGUUUUCGCUACAUGAUGCGUCAACAUAAAAAGCGGAUGAUGCUGUUAUGUAAAAACACGCUGGAGUGGAGCUGUAGUUUGCAGGAGCUCGCUGGAUGCCUAGCAUUGCUUUCUUCGUCUCUUUAAAGCAGGAUUGUGGUUUUUAAAGUGCGUUGGGAUUGGGAUUUUUACGCGUCGCGCUCAGUUGGGAGUUUUACCGAAAGGGCUUCAACAUGAGUCGUCCUCCGCUCCGUUUUCCUCCUUCACUUGCGGAAAGCAUACACCUGACGCAUCUCCCGCUCGCCUGGUGGAAGUGUUCUUUCUCUUUCUGAAGAAGAACCGAGCGGAGUCAUUUCACGACCUACCAAAGCGGUAAGUGACAACAACUCUUAUCAGCUCUCGUGCUAAACUGAAAGUGUCAAAGCAGGCGGACUCGAGCGAUGACACAGCCCCGUGUUUGGCUCAGUGUGUGUCGGCUCCACAGCCCUCUGUUUGCUGGGGAAACUUUUGGACAUCUCCGUGUCUCUCUCGUGCAGGUGGUUUGCUCUCUCCUUGUCGUGUAAACACACAGCUGAGCCUCACUUUGAACACUUUGAGUAGAAGCUUUGAGUCUGCUGCGGAGUUUGAGGGUUUCAUUGCUCAAGUGAAAGGCAGCCUUGAAGAUGUGUUAUGCUACUGUGAAUAACUGCUGUAGUUGUCAGCCAUGUCGUAGUUUAAGAAAAGCACCAAAAACUCACCGAUAGUCUCUUUAAUUGUGAUUGUGAUGGCUGCAUCUGUUAUUAUCCCAAAUACCGUCGACGUUCAACUUACUCAUAUGGCGUCCAUAAGGGUUUUCUUCAAAUAGAGGCAUUAGGAAAGGGUCUCAAAUAUUUUGAAUACUGGAUCUGAAGGGAAGAGUUGCCAAAGUCAAUGUUAGUAUGGUGGCCGAGAACCACCACUGCUGCAAAUAAAAAAGAAUGCUAAAAAAAAAAGGAGUCACAACGGAAGUUACUGAUGGAAAAAAAAAAAAAGAAAGGAAGAAACUGAAGCCCGCCGCAAAUAAAAAAAGAAGCGGUGCAUAUUUAAAAAAGUUAAGUUAACAACAGAAUAAAAAGUGGUGAUGGAGAAAAAAAAAGGUACUUACUGCGAAAAUAAAAGGUAGCAAAAAAGAAAAAUAGGGGCCACAAUGGAAGUGAGCUGCCGGGGACCAAUAAUGAUGAUGCACCAGCGUUUUACGAUCUAGGCACAGAAGACGAAGGCGAGAAGACAAGCAAAGAAGUAAGUGGAGAGAUUAUUGUUUGAUUUCACUUCGUGUGCUUUUCAAUGUGUCAUUUGGUUAGGCCAUGUAGCGCCUGAGUCGAUGCUGGUGUAGUGUUAGCUUCAGUUCAACUUCAUAUCGACUCGGGCGCUACAUGACCUAACCAAAUGACACACUGAAAAGUGCACAAAGCGAAAUCCUCGGCAGCUCACUUCCUUGUGGCCCCUUUUUUUGUUUUUGCUUCCUUUUAUUUUCGCAGUCAGUAACUUUUUUUUUUCCAUCACCACUUUUUUUCUGUCGUUAACUAAUCUGCACUGUUUCUUUUUUUAUUUGCAGCAGGCUUCGUUUGUUUUUUGUUUUUUUGCAUCAGUAACUUUCGUUGUGACUUCUUUUUUUUGCAUUCUUUUUUAUUUGCAGCAGUGGCGGUUCUUGGCCACCGUAUGUUGGCACAAAUAAUCACACAAAGAACAUUGUAACAUCUCCAAGUAACUAAAGAACAACUUGUACCACAACUGCAUCUAUCAUUUAUGUAAAGAUAAAUUCACUUCUUUAUUCAGAUUUGAAUGCUAAGCCUGCUGAAAAGAUGAGAUUCAACACACCUGUGUGCAGAUAUGUGAGUUAUUAUCCCCUUUCUUCCACACUUCUCGAAAUUUAAGUAAAGAUAAGAUAAGAUGUUCCAUUAUUAGUCCCACAGGGGGAAAUUCCAAAAUUAGCAGCAGCAUAGUUAGAUACAAAAAGAGAAAAAUUAAAAGAUAAAGAAACUUUGAAUUAAAACAAGAUGUGUGCAUGCGUCAUAUUCACAUUUGUACAGAAUUUACAUAAUAAGUGUUACCACAAAGACAAGGUCAGCUAGAGAGUUUUCAGAUUGUUUGCUUUUCAGGUUUUUUGUUACCUCAUGAGGAUCUCCAAAGCUGUCAUAGUUUGCUCAACAUAUUCCAGAAACAGGGACCAGCAUGUCAGCGAAAUUGUGCUGCAGUUUUUCCAAAGAUUUCAUGGUGUAUUAACUCAAAAACUAAAGUAAAAUGUUGACUCUUACACGCACCGCUGAGCACAGGAACAAACUGUGAAUAAGACAUAAAGAAAGAACAAUAAACAGAAACUUUGCAGCACAUAAUCAAACUGUCUGCUGCUUAAACAUGCUAUUGUUUUAUAGGGGUGGGAGAACAAAUCCAUACAGCAUAGUAUCGUAAUAUUUUCUCUGGGGAUAUAUUGUAUUGUCUCAUUUACAAAGUAUCGAUUUUUCAAAUUAUCUGCUAAUAUGAAGUCAAAUCAAUGUUAAUGGAUAAAUAAAAUCAAUUGGUUGUCCAGUGAGGUUGGCAGAGGUGACAUUAUAGAGCGGGAGAAAGUUAGUACAACAAAUAUAUAAAAGGUUUGCAAGAUGUGCUACAUGAAAAUAAAAUACAGCGUAAAUAAGGCAAACAUAAAGGAAAGCCAAUUAAUAAAUUAGCUUAACAAUGAAAAAAAUAUAUAAAUCACAAUAUAUUGUGUAUUGUGUUAAUGCUAUACAAACUCUAUUGCCAAAUGUUAAAAAUACCACAAUAAUAUCGUGUCAUGGACCAAGUAUCAUGAUAAUAUUGUAUUGUGGAGCCACUGGUAAUUCCCAUCCCUAUUAUUUUGGUGACAAUUUGAACACAUACAGACAUUUUUACUGUCCAAGUAAGUUCAGAGUCAGUCCAGUGUUGGUGUUCAGUGCUAACCUAUCACUUGAUUUGGACAGAUUUUCACCAUCAAACCUACAGCCUGAUUUUUUUGUUAAUCUCAUAUUUAUUUCCAUCUGUACUGUGAAGAGAAAUACUUUCUUUGUCAACGGUAAUGGUGAAAUAUGAUGAUGACUGCUUUUUUUCUAACCAAAUUUGACUGGUUGAAUCUUUUUAAACUUCAGUUCCUCUUUUUCUCAAGCCCUGAAAACUACUUACUCAACUGAUAUACUCCUUUUUGAUACUUGUAACUGGGUUUUUACACCAUGAUACUGGUAUUUAACUUAAUUUAGGAGAUUCAGUCGUGUUUCUUAACCGUUGGUUAGAUAAAUGAGGCAUUUUGAUCUCUUUAGCAGUGGCUCAGGGGACAUUUUCAGGAGAUUAUUGGUUCCAUCAUGAUUAAUUGUUAGGUCAGAGUAUAAUCAUUAGAUUAAAGAUUAGAGAUAUGUUUGAGUUUGAGGCAUUUUUGGCUUAAAAACUACUUAAUUUUUGGGAAGCUGAUUAUCUCCUGUUGUAAAAGACCACUGAACACAACAGGCUUUGACGUGACAUCAGUGUGAUAACGCAUGACCAACAAGUCGCCCAGUGAGUUCUUCAGUAUAAUGGUGUUUGUAAAGCCCCUUGUGCACAGAAAAGCCUGACAAUAGAGCUUCAGUUCUGGAGGUCAGCGUAGAUUUGUGUCCAGCCUAUUCCGCACAGCAGACCCUGACAGGCCCGUCAUAGCAGCAUGUCGAACAGAGGUGCAGCGCCCACACGUGAGCCAUAAAGCUGGAUAUCAAUCCUGCACAUAAUCCCAUUAUGUCUGAAGAAGUGUCCUGUUGUGGACAUAGGGGGAGGAGGAGGAGGAGAGGAAAGGGGAGGAGUAGAAGGGGGAAUGUGCCUCCUGUCACCCAAAACACGCUGUCCUCCCACGGGAGAUACUUACCUCUUACUCAGAAACCACACAUGUGCUCAGAGGGAAAAGAAGAAAGGGCUGCAGGGGAUUGAUCUGACAGACAAAGAAUCAGUAGAGGGACUAAAAAGUGAGCUUUGUUGUUUACUUUUCAGACUGUAAACUGAAAUACACUCCGGAGGACAAAGAUGUGGAUUACUUUUGAUGGUUGAUAGUUUAUGAUACCUGAAUCAAACUCUAACCAAAAGAACAGAGAUUUACUGUGCCACCCUCCAUAUUCAUGGCUCUGAUCCUAUCGUGACUGAUCAGGGCAACAGUUGACUGAAUAGGGAGAAGGUGUGGAACAAUAAGAAUAUGGAUUCACUUAUUUGUGUGAAGGUGAGGGGCUUUUCUUUUGGAUAGAUUUCUGUGUCGCCAACACAUGGUGUUAGAGACGUAUGUACAAAAACGAUCAUGUAGCCACAGGUGUAGAGAGGAGAGCAGGAGGAAACAGGUGUGUGUAUCUGUGUGUGACUGAAUAAGCACGAUGAGAGAGAGAGGUUGUAUUGAUCAUGACUGCCAAGCUAAAGAGUAAGAGACAUUGUUGUAAAGGAUAUUAUAUAAAAGUUUGAAGGACUGAAUGAUUUGUUAGAUCUACAGCUUGUGGUCAAGUGUAAGCAGUAAAAGAGCUGAAAUCCUUAAUUUUUUGAUAACGGAGUGUAAAAAUAUGUCACAACAAGUGAAAUUUGGCAUUUCGUAAUUGGGUGAUAAAUACCGUAAAUGACGACAAUUAUGAUAUUUCCCAUAAUCAAGCACUCCUGUCCAAUGGUGUCUUGAAACCUGUUAUAGUCAGGGUAAUCAUAUCAUGCAGAUUAUCGGCUGAUAACGGCAUCUUUAUUAUUCAUUAUUCCAAUAAUACUGUUUUAUAUGAUAAAGUCAUGGAAGUCCAAGAUCCACCUUUUUGUGGCAGAUGAUCAACGGUGUAUUUUAAACAGUUUCCUGAGUCUGCUCUGUGAGAUGUGAUCUUUCACUAAAUCACAGCCUUUCUUACCCUCAACAGUUAUCUUUUUGGUCACGGCCAUCAGGAGUGGGUUUUGAUCUGUUUUGGUAUCAGGCUUAAAAGAAGUCAAUGUCCUGCAUCUCUAAUUUGACUGCAGGAAAAUAUUUCCUCCAAGUGACAACAGCAUCCCGUCCAAUAUGAAAGCUUGUAUUGUUCAUGUUUCACUGGAAAAGUACAGGGACACACACAUCCCUCUUUUUCCAAAACACUCCUCAUAGUCACUCUGUUGUGCCACACAGGGGGAUGUUAAAUAUUAUCUAACAGGAACUCAGGCAGCUCAGCAGGCUUGAUUGUUUUGGAUGCCAUUCAGAACGAGUUACCUUUACUUUUUAAAAUGUUACCGUCACAUGCUGAUCCUCCGUCAGCCACACAAGGCGGCUCAGCGGAAACAAGGCUGAUAUUAUCAGAUAUACCAAGGAUGAUUUCAGAGUUGUAACAUGAGCCUGUGGCCGUCUUUCCAUGUUGUUAUAACAUAAUUCUUUAUGAGAUCUUCACUGAGAUUGAGGCUGGAUUAACCUGCUGAGGGGCCUAGAGGCAAAAACAAACUGCUGGGGCCCCUGACAAACCCCCAUUCCUCCCAUUCCCACAUUCAUGGAUUAUGCAACAUAGACGCACAAAACAGAAAAAGAGCCUCUUUGGCAACAUAUGAGCUGAACAUCUUGAUGGUGGGAGCUGAUGGGGCUCGAGCAGAAAGAUAAACAGAGACUGAGCGUAAAACAAGAGAGUAAUCUCACCGUGUUUCUAUGUAAAUGCUAUCCUCUCUUAAAAUGCUGAGAUAUAUUUUCCACUCACUUUUCAUGUUUCAUCAAUACAGCUGGAUGAUUGUCUUGGAGAUGUAUUAACACAAAGUGGGAUGUUUUUUCGAGUCAAAUGGAGCAGUAACCCCAUCAAGGCUCGCCACUGAGUCAUCUUUUUGACUUAUCUGCUUUGAAAUUCACCCAAAAAACAAUGAAAUCCCAAAGUAUCGACACUCAAUCUGAAGAGUUCUGGAGACUCUACCUGGAUAUCCUUUGUAAUUUAUUGUAAUCCAGUCUUGGUAGGGAUCUGGGUUUAUGGGGAUAUGGCUAAAAAGAUAUCCAACAGGGAAAACUGUCAAACAAAUCAAACCCUAGUUGAAAGAGAAAACUGUAUAACACAGACUCAUACUGUCUUUUAUAAACGUGCACCUCAGCGUGCAGAUAGACUUCUUACUGUGUAUAAAAACAGACUUAUAUUUGCAUUUACUGUCCCUUCAAGUGCGCCUCCUUACACUUUAACGUCAGAGCUGUAGAGCUUCACAUCAUCAUGUCUGGUUAUCUGACUUAGUUACAGCUCCUGGGGACUUUUUAACUGGUGAUGAAACAGACUGAAAUGUAACACUUAAUAAUCUGCAAAAGCAAACAAGACAAUUAGCAGUGUGAUUAAUUACUAUUUGGUCUUUUAUGAUUUAUGGAUGAAAUUGCUGUAGGUGGGUGUCAGAUUAAGGGAUUCAUGGCACACAAGGGGUGCAACAAAAUAUACUAUGGCAAUAUAUUGUCAUCCAGACCUGUGCUCUGAAUAGAUUUCCCUGCUAAUUUGACUCACUGGAUCACUACAAUAUCACUCCUUGCAUUGAUGCUAAUCACAUGAAUGGGGGGUAAUGUGGCAGUUAAUUGGCCAAAGGAGAUGCGGACAGCUGCAUAAUGUCAUUAGAAGACAGGGGGAUGUUAAGCAGUGGUGAAAAAAUAUCUAAGAUGUGUUAAAAGCCACCUUUAAAAGUGAAAGGCAAGAAAGGAGAAGGUGAUCAAGCUCUUUCUGGUGAGACGAGGGGGAGGACUGAACUCCAGUGUGCAGAGGGAGUUUUGCUUAUCUGAGAUGGAUACGGUCCAGGGAGACCUAUGAGACUGUUACCACCCCAUUCAAUUGACAAAGAGUAAGAAAUGGAUUCCCACUUGCUAAAAGCCAGCACAUUAAAUGAGAGUUACACAAGUGUUCAAAUGUUAGAAGUUUUACUGAAGGCUAUUGAGGACUGAAAAAUACCUCGCUUUAGUUAUUGGCUUCACUGUAAGUACCAUUAAACCAGACCGUCUCUGUGGUGGGGAAUGCAGGUUUUUGCAGACUUUUUGGAUCCGCAGUAUGUCCUGCUGUCUUGACACUACAUUUCAGACAUCAUGGAGCUCUACAGCAAAGUUCAUGACACCAUAUGGGGUGAUUUAACACAUGAUGUGACCGCUGAAAGCUGUACAGCAAACAUUCAGAGCUCUGAUGUUUGUCCUAUGUCAUGUCAUGUGCUGGGCCUCACUGAACACUGUAUUGUUUCCUCUAUAUCCUGUCUCAGGUGAACUGGGUCAGGUGAUGUGUAUAUAUUUUUUAUUUUUAUUUUUUAAAGCAAUAUAAAGGAGGAAAAUAAUGAAAGAAAGCUGAUUCAACCCAUAAGAUUCAUGUUCAGAAGUAUAAACAAAGGGAGCAUUUAUAAAUGUGAGAAAGAUAUUCUCAGCACGUUUCUUAUUAUUAAUCAAACAUAUGAAAUGCUGUGGCAUAUGCUGUGUUCUCAGUUGUACUCGGAAGUCAGAAUUUCUGAGCUCCAAGUCAGAAAUUCAUCGGAAACAACCCCCUGAAUUCAAAUUUCCAACUCAGAAAGUCGGACGAUCCUCGCCAAACCUGACUUGACGACAACAUCAGUAUCCAAGAUGGCAGCGCAGUGCAUCAACAGUAAAGAGUAACAGUGAAAGCUCUCGUAAUGUAUUAUUUAUUAGCACUUCUGUUUAGUUUUUGUGAAAUUAAUAAGUGGUAUAUGUUGUACUGCCCAACGUCUAACUGUGAACAUGGUGCUAUGGUGUUUGUAAGAGUAAAAUACUGUGUCAUGCGUUGUUUACAACUGGUAAAGCCAACAAAAACUACUAACAACAUCUGACAACUGCUAACAAUUGUAAACAAAAGCUAUCAACGGCUAACAGUAGGCGUCCAUCUUGGUUUUUCAACUUGUUAACUGAAGCGCCAUCAACUCGGGUGUAGCAUCAUUCCCAGCUCCGACUUCCGAGGUAACUGGAACGCAGCAAUAAACUCAUAUGAUGGCAGCAUGUAUCAGACUAUGAUACAGUAAUCCUGAUGUUCUUGGUAUCUUUUGUUGUUGUUGUUCAUUUGGAGAUAGGCUGCUUGAACAUCUUAUUACCCCCCCAGCCUGGUCCUUCAUGUGAACUAUUGUAUUUGCAAAGUGUACAUGUGCAAUAGUGAAAUCAAAAAGCGUGUCAUGAUAAUCACAUGACCCUCCAUUUUGUCACUUUUGAAGCAAAACAAAACUUGUGGAGUCUCAUAUUCCAAGUUGUUCUGAAUCAAAUUAGUGCAGCCCUUCACUGAUUAACAGAGUAAAGUGACCGCUGUGCAGCAGACUCUGCAUGUGUCACAUGACCAUUAAAAAGCACGGGACACCGCUGCGACCACAGAUAUGCAAAUAUGCAUAUUUGCAAAUAUGCAGGCUGUUAAUAGUACAAGUGCCAAAUAUUUAUUUACAGCAACAUCAACUUGCAGAGAUUUAAGGACUUAGCUUUGUGUGGUUCUCAAAUAACACAUGAUGGUUAGCUUAAAAGUAACUAUCAAGGGGCUGGACAUGCCAAUAAAAAGAACAUUUGAGCAUUGUAAAAAAGUGUAUCUUCUCAUGUCAUAAUGAAAGUCACAAAAAGCAGUCUUAAUAAAGAGGAAUCAGAAUUUAAUCUAUACUGUUUCAUAACCCUCCUAAACUCUUCUCCUCUUGUUGUAAUGCGCUUUAGUUUUGCAGUGGGAUCUUAAUCUUGUUUGGCUGCUGGAGUUUUUCUCUGGUUUGAAUCUUGGGUGUCUCUGGAUAAGUGAAGCUGUGCUGAAGCCUGCACUACUCUUAAAGCCAUUAGGCAGGCUUUUUCUCUCUCUCUCUGUCUCUCUUUCCCUGACUCACCCUGGCAUGGUGCCCGAGACACAGCUGUGAAAAUUACAGGUCUGUUUCAUAGAAACAUAGAAGACGAGGAGGCGGGGUCAGUGGGGGAAGAAGCAGAAAGAGAGCUGAGACCCGCAGCCCUGGCGUCAGCUGUCAGCCGGCCCACAGCUGCAGUAGAUGUGGAGCUUUCAGAGCCGGAGUCUUGCUCUGUUCUCACACACACUAGGAUUGUUUACAUGGCGUGCGCGUGUGUGUAUGUGUGUGUGUGUGUGUGCAGGGAGAACAUUAAACCUUGUUUGUCAGAGGCCGGACAGAACAGAAGCCCUCACUGUGACUGACAAACGUCAGGCUCCUUCAGUAAAAGGCACAUGGCACCAAGCGUCCUUCAGCUUGGCAGAUGCUAACAAGCAUGACUGAGGCGAUGGCAGGUGGGCAGACGGGCACCCCCUCCCUUCCCCCUUUAGUCCUAGCUCCCUCCUUCUCUGCUGGGUAGAAAAUCCAGCGACAGACCUUCUCUAUCAGAGAGUCAUUGUUCAUGAUGAUGAUGACUAUCUCUCUGUGUCUCCAUUCUCUGUGCUAUCUCAAUCCAUCACUCUCUUGUCUUUUUACCUCCCCCUUUCUCCCCCUUCCAGUCGAUGCCUUUCACACUUUUUCCUAAUUUCUCUUCUCCCUCGCUCUCUCAGAAAGUCCGUGUCAAACGUUUGUAUCCCUGAGGAGCUGUCAAGCAAAGAAAAGCAGGAGUGAGGAUGUGAAAAAUGGUCCCACUGAUUUCUACUUAGUUUGACUUUUCUCUCUCUCAGUAAAAGCUGAAGUGUGAGAUCCCCUCUACUUUUCCUCACUCUCCUCUUCGAUCUCUUUAAAUUCAGUCUUCAUCGCUUUCUCUCUUCAUCCGGCUGCCUUGUCUUAAUUUCUCUCCUCCCUUCCCUGCUCUCUCUUUGCCAGUCAGGAUGUCUGGCAUCCUGCCCCGUCUCUUUGAAGAGGAACAGUAGCAGCAGAUAAUUACACUUCCUGUCCUGUAUCUGCUCUUUGGUGCUGAACUGUCAUCUCUACAUCUGUAGGCUACACCCUGGAGGUGACAAAUAACAGCUCACUGUUUUGUUGUGUGGCACCAAACUAAAUCUUUCCCACCUGCUGCACUUUUUUUACGAUUCAGUGACCAUCCCUUAAUGUUAUUACUUCACCUACUUUUUCAGCACUGGCACCUGAAACCUUUCAAAAUCAGAGUGUUUUUGCUCUCUAAGCCUUUGUCUUUGAAACACCAAGGCUUGAGUUAAUAUUUCAUCACAAGACAGACUCAUGUUACUCAGCGCUUAGCCUGACCCUCACGAUUGCUACAGUGUCUCUCUGCUCAUGCGCAGUCUGUUCCUCUGCUUUACUUACACACACACCGAAGUAGAACAUCAUUCACGUGUGCAUAUUUUUGAAUAAUUACACCGGAACAAGCAGCAAAGGUCAAGGCCUAUCUUCUGCUCCACCUAUUUUCCUUUUUCUAACAUAAUCAAAAGUUAUCAUGUUAUAUCAGCAGUUUGGGGCCUCUUCAGAAACAGGGUGGCACUUCAAGAGCUUUGAUAUUUUAGUGCGUGAAUAUUAAAGUGAUGUAUUAUUUAAGAGGAUGUUAAAUUUUUAGUAAGUCAUAUGCACCUGGUUGCCUUUUAGAUCUUGUUCUGCAGCAGUUUUCACUCACUCAAUCUGACUUUCUUGAUAUCUGUCCUUAAAGGGAUCCGGUGUAAAAUUAAUUUAUCAUUUCUUUAUCAUUUCCUUGAAGUAAUAAUCACCAUAUUAAUCAUUUUGAACUGCAGACGCAGUAGUUCUUCUGCCUCAGCAUCUCGGUCUGAUUGCAUUUCCAUGAAGAAAUGAUCAUAAAUGUUCCUCCUUGAGCUGCGUCACCCCGCUGUAGUCUGUAAUGGACUGGCUGGAGGUCUCGCUUCAAACAAGCGGCUGCUGGAAGAGAGUAGGUGAGUUGUGUUUAGUGGCGUUUUGGUUGAGGUUUGUUUAUGGCUCCUCAGACUGCUGUGUAUUGCUAUCCUGCAGUCAUUACUAAAGUUGGUAUAACUAGAGAACCAAGCGGUCGGCAACAUUUAUCUCUCGAGGGGGUGUCUAACUUGGUGUUACGGUGUGUUUGACCCUGAAUUAAUUUUACGCCUGAAUAUCCCUUUAUGCCUGGCUUUUAAGAAAUCAAGAACGUGGUGGCUGAAACCCAAACUCAAGACUUUGUUGAAGAUAUGACCAAAAACUGAUGGAUGUCAAUGAGUGAACAACUGAUUUUACACACCAAACUGAAACUGAACUUCUAUUAUUAUAAAGCCAAAACAACAGUUUACAGAUGGCCUUACCUUACAUUCAUAAGCAGGUCUGAUUCUGCGGUGUCUCCAUACCUGAAUAGUUACCAAUUCCACAUGCAUAUUCUGGAUUUAAAUGAAUAUUUUGCAUUUGUUCUUGCUCUAUUUUGACUUCCUGCAACAUAUAUUUGUUGCAUUUCCUGCAUGUUUCUAUCAUUAUAUUUUCUUUUUUUUUUUUACUUUUACCUGCUGCUUUGAUUUUGCACUGUUCCUGUGUCCAAGACAGUUUCUUCAAAAGGCUCAUCUCAGCAGUUGCUGGGUAUUUGCACUUGCAGGCCACCCUACUGCUCCCCCUUUAUGCCCCUGUAAAAACCUACCUGAGCUCUGACUCUGCCAAGAUCACUUUUUUAGUCUCCAGUGCUCUGAUGCUCUGUCAGCUCCAAUGCAGACGCUCUGAAGCAGAAUCUGAGCUCUGACUUUUCAGGCGGGGCCAGCAGAAGGGGAGAUCAAUAAAGUAUUACAGUGUUAUUUCACUCUCUCUGAUGAUAUCUCCCCACCUCUGAAUGAAAAAUGUUUCAUCUUCAGUAAAUAUCUCCUCAGGUGAGAGUUUCUGGGGUGAGAUCUUGUCAACUAAGGUACUUUGUAGAUCACUUGGGAGAUAUCUGAGGUGGAAAUGGUCUGAAGCACACCGAGAUGAUACAAAAGAGCAGACAACCCUGAAGAGGUUUGGUUUGGUCCAGAGUUUAGAGUUAUAAAGUAUGUCUUCCUCUCUUUCAGACAGGUGUAUAGUUUCCUGACAUGACAGGCUAUCUCAGUGCUCACCAUGAUCAAAGAUGAGAUAAAAGCACUUGAAUGUUGUAAAACGUCUCAAUAACCUGCACUUUUUGGGUCCUUGAACAUAACAUUGGAGGCAUUUUAUGCAUGUGUUAUCUUGUUUGCUCAUUCCAUAAGGUAAAUUCAUUUUACAGUAAGGAACAAGUGUUAGGUGUAUGUUCCUGGUGUAUGAUAUUUUCAAUGUAAUCUACGUCUGCAAUUAUUGCUAUCUAUUGCUUGGUCUCCUUGUGUAAAAUGUGCACAAGGGUUAAAUCUCACCAGAGUAAUGCACAAUAUCCAUCUCUUAUUUGAGUACAACCUGGGAAAUCUGAAUAUCUAUCCUGAAAAAAUAACAGAUUAAUUCAUAAAUAACUAUUAAACCAUAAAUACAAAAGAGAAAUGUAAGUACGACUUGGAUAUAUAAUUUAAAGUAUAAUUAAAUUUCUAUCUGCUGUUCUUCUUACUGGUCUUUGGUAUUAGCCUAUCACAGAUACGACCUCUAUUGGUUGAAAAACAAAGGUAGCACCCUCAGUUUAGCAAACCCAGCUAUCAACAAAUAUAUGUUUAUAUUUAGUUUUAAAAAAUCCAUUUAUUUCCAUAGGAAAGCUGAAACUGAGUGUGACUGAAAUCAGACGAAAUUGGACUCCCUGUAGCUGGACUAACAGCCCUGCAUGAUAAGGUUGGGGAUCUCAGUUGGACUGAAACUGGCCGAGGGAUCCUGCAUAUGUUCAAGUGUUCACACGACAUGCUCUCAGCUGGAGGUUGAAUAGCGUAAAUGCGUUGCUAGAGAGCCAGAUAGUAAAUCAAACCUUGAUAGACCAAAAAAAGACAAAUAAAAAGGUGGAACUUAUAAUACAAAAAUAAUGUACAUACUUGGAAAAGUGACAUUGUUUCAUCAUUCAACAUUCAACGCGUUUUGUUACAUAAUAGGUCAACCGUCAAGUACGUGCAUUAGCAGAUCUGCUGUCUCAGGAAAUCCCUCUAUGGCGCUCCCCCUUGAAGUACUUGUGGUAAUGGUGCUGUGUGGAACCAGCUGUCUACUCAGAGGGGGUCCAUGCCCCAAAUGGGUGCAGCGACUCACUCCUUGUGAUGAGCUGUGACACACGUUACAUAAAUCGACCUAAUUGAUUACGUUGACGUGUUUCCCUGUGUAUUAUAAAACCCUACCAGGGCAAAACAGAUCAAUAGCAAGGUGAUUGAUCAUUGCUAUAUUUUUACGCUAAUUUACCAUAACCACUGGCUCUGGCAGGUGUCAUAUGAGGCAAUAACAAAAAGCAUUUACCCUAUUUUUCACUGCACUGACUUAUAGUGAUUCAUUUGUUUGAUGGAGGCAAAGCAAGAGAUUUUUCCCCAGCAGUCGUAACUCACACAUGAACAGGAAAAUGAUCUACUAAGAGAUAAAAUCACCACAGGGAUGUUUGAAGUCAAAACUAAGCUAAAGCUCCCCAUAAGAGCUUUAAAUAUAUUUUAAUAUGUAGAAAUUGCUUUUCCUACCUGGCAAGGCUAAAAAACUUAUUCUGAUUGACAGUAAAUAAUUUUAAUUAGUGGUCCUGUGUGUCUUAUUUUAAGUGUGUCCUCAGUCAUUUAGAUUCUAAAUAAGUGAGUGGGUGUAAGUCUAAGCCUCCAGUCGUCCUCUUGGAUGUCAUGGCUCUCACUGCCUUGUGUUUCAGAUUGUGUAUCAGCGCAGGUCAGAUCUCAGCAGUCUAUACUCCCUCAGCUCUCACUGGUGCUCACGCCUCAUUAACUCAACACACUCAGCUUGUUUACAGAUGUUAAUUACACACUGCAACGCUGAUAUUGAUGAGGACAAUCAGCAUUUAACCCGAUUGAGCUCAAAUUUGACCACAAACUAACCUGACGACACCGUGGCAUCUGAUCAUGUUGGUUCUAAGUGACUAAAUCUGCAUUUUGGUGUAUGUGAUUAAGUUUAAGUUUUCCUCUGACGACUGAGUCUAGCAGCUUAGCAGUCACUUUUGACAGCCUGGGUUUUAUAAACCAUACUGUAAUAGGCUGAUGUUAUCACUAUUUCCUCAACAAGUAGAGUAAUAAAUGACGAGCAGUGGCUGAUCACUCAUCUUCAUUAUUAGAUUCCACGUAUCAUUAAGAGAGGAGGAUCCAGAAAAUGAGACUAAUUAAGAGGAAUACAUGCUUCUAUUUUCUGCUGUCAUUAAUCUGAUGGAGAUAAAUCACUGGAUUAUUGCGUCAGGGAUUUAUAUCAAAGAUGUAUACUCAUUAGAACUGACACUUGAUCACUUGUUAAUGUUGCAGCUGAGGGACACUGUGUGCUCAAUGCACAGCGCACACACGAUGAUUGAAUGUUGUAUAAUGAACAGUUUUAUAGUGUUUAUUCUAAGGCUUAAAUUAUGGUUUUAAAUUAUUCAUUAAUCCAGCUCCUACCCCAAGACAACAAGAAAACCUAAAAAUACUUAGUUUGCUGUGAUGAGAAGCCUUUUAAUUCAUUGACUUGAUAAAGGUGAAACUACACCUUUUGUGCUUUGAAGAAACUCGUUGUUUAUCAUAAUUGCUGACACAGUAGUCAUCUUACAUUAAAAUAACUAAAGAUGUUAUAUUUCUGCAAACCGCUGACUGAAGGACUUGAGCUGUCUUCAUACCCAACGACUUUAUCGUGAUCUUCAAGGAUGUAAAUUUCGAUAUGGAAUUGAAAUAAAAAUGUAAUUUUAGAUUUAUUAUUCAAUUAAAUUCCGCACUAAUACACCACUGACAGUAAGACAUAGCUGGUCAUUACAUGCCAACCUGAGAACAUCCUGCAGACCUCUAUUGGCUAAUCUGGGGUCAUUGCCCCUUAUUUGGAAGAUGCUGUAGAUAACUUCUUUGAUGUACUUUCUUCCUCAGGUCUGUGGUGACAGUACUCUCUGAUAAGUCAAUCAAUCAAUCAAUCAAAUCUUAUUUAUAUAGUGCCAAUUCACAACAGUCGUCAUCCCAAGACGCUUUCCAAAGAAAAAGAGCAGGUCUAGACCACGCUCAUUAGUGCUUUUAUGAUGUGUGCGUGUAGCUCAUAGGUAGGUGCUAAACUCAAAGAUUUUUGGCGAUUCUUUAAUUUGACACAAAAUCUGCUUCACUUCUUAAUUACUUUUGACUCAUCAUGUAGCCGUCUGGGACAUUUUUUUUUAGGCUUCCUGUGUCUUUAUUUAAGAGAAUAGGACAGGGGACAGAGCAGCAUAUAGCGAGAGAGUGGGGUCUAAGGAUAACCGCGGUUUAUGCAACACGUGCUUAGACCGCGAGGCCAGUGGUGCCCCCUAGAAUUGUUUAAGGGAAAUGUUCCAUUAAAUUCCCAGCAGGAAAUCACACUGACUUAAAAACAGUAAACAGGGAGGAACAAAAUUACACAUGGUAAAAAAAAUGUGUCAACACACCGCCCCAGUUAUUGUAAAUAGUCAGAACUAAUACAAUAUAUUUCAGUCAAUCAUUAAUGAAUCUUUACUCAUGUGUGGCCAAAUGACAACAAAAGUUAUCUCAGGACACUUCAGAUAACAUCCAAUCAUCUUAUCUUCAGAUCCAGUCUUAUCCUAUCUAAAUCCACUGUUAUGGUCUGCAAACACUCUGUGUGAUUUUUAGCCUCUUUGUCUAUACAAUGAUGGCAGAGUAUGCCAAGUCAGCCGCUAAUCUGCCUGUCAGGAACUAAUCCUGACACACACACUAGUACAGCACGAGGAGCAAUUUGGAGUUCGGUGUCCGGCUCAGGAAUGCAGACUGUGGUUGGAUGAUGGGAAUUGAACCAACAACCUCCAGAUCAGUCCAAUGUAAGCUCUUUAUGAGCUUCAAAUUUACCUUUUGUCUGUGAUUUUGAUAUGGUGUUCUACAAACAAGUGUGUGUUUUGGUAUCAAUUUUCGGCUGAAUCUGAUUCAUAGGUGAACUUGUAUUUGCUUCAAAGUUUGUUGGCUUGUUUCUUGAACUUGAGCAGCCUCAGAAGAGGAAACCAUAAUUGAGCCCAAUAAAAAGAGAUAAAUGGCCCUUUUUUAUUGCUUUCAUUACUCUGACGGGAAAAAAUCAAUAAAAAUACCCAGUUGUUGAUCUAUAUGUUGGCUGUAAUGCUCAUAAGUGAGUAGACAAUUGAUUUUAAUGAUAUUUAUGUUGCUGAUAAGUUCAUUACCGUUUACAGUUAGCCUAUAUUUCUAUAUGACCAUAUUUUAUUGUCUUUACUUCAACUGUAGCCUGUUACUGUUUCAACCUUUGGAAGCAAAUUUAACAGAAAGUUGCCCACUGAGCAGAUGGCUAUUAGACGUCCAGUUGUUUUGGUUUUUUUUACCUAAUUUCAACCGUCUAGAUUCUGUAUAUUUUUAGAUGGAAUUUAGAUGUUGAACUUUAACCCAUUAUUUGAUAACUGUUUAUUUCAAAAAGCAACUGUGGGUUGAUCUCCACGUACUAAACCAAAAUAAUUAUGAUAGCUGUUGAGCAAUAUACAGUGUAGUAUAGAUAUAGCCCAGAUUUAGACUUGGUCUAAACCUUUCAUUUUUAGACAUGUGGUAGCCUGAUUUUAGACCAGUCGUCUAGGCUACAUUUAGACGUCUAUUAGACCUCUUUUAGACCAAAAAAUGCUCAGUGGGUAGGUACUAUUGAGUUUUAAAGGAACUAUUUUUCUUCUAGUUUGAGUAUCUGUUCAUCUGUAGUCUUUUUUUUUUUUUUUUACCUGUCCCUACUUUUCCUUUCUAACCUCAGGGGCAGGUUUUCUUCUUUUUUCUCUCCGUGCAGCGAUAACUUCUUGUUAACUUAGAUUUUAAAGAAGUGAUGGCAGUACAGAGGAAGUUUACUCAUUUUUAGAUGUUUUUUUUUUCUUGCUGUGGACACUGGCGGCUUUAAAUAGAGCUGCACGUGCAUUCCUAUGUUAAAGUGAGACAGGCAGCGGGCAUGUACUAUUUCCACGGGAUGAAUUUAGAAAUUUAAAGACAGAAAUGAGUGAAAUGAUGAGAAAGUCCCUGGUGCAGAUUGCGGACACAGCUCGGUCCCUGCAGGAGUAUGAACCGUGAUUUGGCGUUGUGUGGGGAUGUCCCGGUGCAGUGUGAAUGUGAAUGUGAAUGCAGGCAGCGCAUGAAUAUUAUCUCCAGCAUGCCACUUCGGAAGUAGGUCACCGCUCACCGAUUUGUUCACCAUGUCUCCGGCUACUGUGGGCUGCUCGGUCCGUGGAUCGACCACCAGGUCCACAGCCCGACCAAGGACCAACUAAGGAGCAGAAACCAAACGAAGCGGGACUAUUUUCAAUGGAUUUGAUGUCCAUUUUCCGACAAGGUAACGCUGAAUCGCGGCUGUAAUUCCCGUCACAGUUGGGGAUGAUGAUCGGGUCGGUGGGUUGCCUGCUUCGAGCAACUCGCUUGUAAGACGAAUAAUUGUGAUCAUAUUGCCAUUAACGAGCGGAUUGAUCGAGGAUGAUCGGAGGUUUUUGACUCGUUAACCCGCGGAGGAGCUUUUUUGACUUCUCAUAUCUCAGCUGCACAGCACUCCUGCUUCGGCAUGCUGUCAGAUUAACACCGUCCACAUCCACUACCAACACCACCGCCACCACCAUGGCCAACUACGAGAUCCAGUAGGCGAGUCUCUUCAUCUACAUCCACAUUUCUGCUUUUUUUGUGUAGUCUUUUCUGCGUUUAAUUCUCCAAAUGAAAGAGUGGAUGCGGGUGUGUUUGCGCCUCAACCUGCAUGGAAGUGAAUGGAGGUGUUGUUGGUGGAGGAUGGUUAGUCAUUUGCUCCGGGGAAAAAGUGGAGUUAUUGGUGAUAUUGAAGCCACUCACACACACACACACACACACACACACUCUCACACAUACACACAUGCACACACAUAGAUACACAGUAGCUCCGAGCUCGUGCCUCAGGGCUUUCUCUCUCAUGAUGACAGCUCUACACCAUGUCCUUGCUCUGAACGUGUGUGUGUGUGUGUGUGUGUGUGUGUGUGUGUGUGUGUGUGUGUGUGUGACAGCGAGGAAGCUCCGCCACCUCCUCCUCCUCCACCUCCUCCUCUGUCUUCAGAUCAAACUACAGUCACUUAAUGUGCCAUCAGAGAGAGGAGUGCAUGACAAACAGUCACUCAUUAUUAAGUAGCUCUUAUGUGUCCGUAAUGCUCCACUUACUUUAUACUUGAUUCUUUAAUUACCUAGCUUUUUAAUAACCAGAGAUUUGUCUCAUCUGUACACCCAAACCCGGGGGUUAGGAUCCAAAAGAGAUUACAAACUGGUGAGAUAUGUUUAAGACCAAAAAUUGAAAUUGUUUUGUUCUUGAAACUAUUUUAUGUCCCCAUCUGUCUUUCUGAAUCGGAGGUGAGAUCAUUUUGUGUGCUUUUUGUGCAUUUAAAAUGUAAUCUCAGGGUGACAUCUCAAGGUGUAGGAGAUAGGCGAUAUAACUGGUUUCUUGUGAAAUACUGGGAAUUGGAAUUUGGACAUAAACAUUUCAGGCUUCAGGACACAGUCAACAUGUUGGACAAGAAGCCGUUUCACUUCUAAACUUGAACAGAUACCAAACUUAAAUAGAUGUUUCUCUUGUUUCUAAAGUUUGCCUUUGGCUUGCCCCCCAUCACAGGGGCAGAUCCAGGAGGUGGCCACAGCCCCCUUAAAGUACGAUCGGCCACCCUUAAAUGAUUUGACUUUAAAUGGUCGAACUGCUUUAUUAGAGGCUUGUUUAAUGUUCAAAUCCAUGAAUUGGGCUGUGUUUCAACUGGAGAUAGACUGAUGAGCUGGUUGACUGGUUAAUUGGGUUGAUUAAUGACCCUUUUAGUAAUCAGCAUCAUAUUAUCUGAUAUCAACCCUAGGUUUUCUUAACUCAAACCCAUUUAAAACAUUUGACUGGCUAAAAAGCCACAGGUAUUGGAUUUUUACUUACAUUUAAUUACUUGGAAUGACUGAAUAGACAUCCAAAUUUCCUUUGUAGCGAUAUUUACUUCAAAAAAUAUUUUUUUGUCAAAUAGCAUUGCCACAUGUUCAGCAACUUUGUUUCUCAUUUGUUGGUAUUAUCAAACUAUUGUAUUUUGCCAAAUGCAAAGAGAAGAGAAAACAACAAUGUGAUCCACUGUUUUACUGCUCUUUCAAGGAAAAAAUUCAAGGAAUAAAAAGUCUUUGCUACAUUAAUGUUAGCAGUAAAAGCAGAUAUGAUUAGAGGGCAUGAAUGGCUAAGUGUGCCCUUGAACUUCAUCUUUCUUAUACCCAGAAACAAGUUACAUGCUCAGAUUAUGGAUGGAUCCGGAACUCUGAAAAGACACAUCCCAGCCUGGGACUUCAUGUUCAUUUAUUUUAGAGAUACAACCAGAUCAAUUAUGAUUUGAGUGAUAUUCAACACUUUUACAAGACCAGAUGAAAAAGAAAUCACAAAAAAACAAGUUGUUUUAUAUAGAAAAGUCUUUCUCUGAUUCUGUCUUAAAUGUUUAAUCAUUUAGUGAUUUGUUACAUUUAAUUCUUAAAUCCUCAUUGCCUCUGAAUAACAAAAUGAAGCGUCAGAGAUGUCACAUGGACUCUUUAUUUAUCACACCUCGUGGUGUGUGUAAAGAUAAACUGGAAAUACAUAUUUAGCAACAGUUCAAUACAGAUAUUCUGUAGCCAAGGCCAAUCCGUAUCAUUUAUCUGUACUUUAUUUAAACAUAAGGCAACAUGUUUAUAAGACAGUUUAUCUAAAAAGGCCAGAAAGGUAAAAAAAAAAAAACAUUUUGUACCUUUCUGGCCUUUUUUUAGGAGAACCGUCUUAUGAAUUUAUCAUAAACAGGCCAAAUGAACCUCUUUAGUAUAAGGCAACAUGUGUCAGGGAGUCACUGAAAAUACAUGACAUGGUUCAGCUUGUGUAUGCAAAUGUGUGUGUGCGUGUGUGUGUGUGUGUGCGUGAGUCUGUCAGUGCUGCUGCUUUAUAUCGUAUAUCACUUUGCCUCAAAACUGGCAGCAUAUUUUAGUUGAUUUAGUGUAAAAACACGGAUAAGUAAGUGAAUGACUACGACCACAUUGAUGUUUUGAAGCCUGAGAGGCUGUAUUGUAAUUUGCUGUGGUCUUUGUGGUGAACAUCUCAAAGGGUAAAAUAAUGAUGUUCUUCAGUGAGCCUCUGUCUCUCCUUUGUGCAUAUUUGUCUUAUUGAAAUGAAGCAACAUGAUUUGAUCUCUACAGACAGAAACUCAAUGCGAGGCUCCUUCUGUCCUCUUGUUAUCUGGAAAUUAAAUUUCUCUCUCAUGGAUUGCAUUUCACGGUUCACAGAGUCAUUGGGCAAUAAGGGCAGGCUGAGCUAUGAGAUGGUUCGAAAACGUCCAGGCGGACAUUCGUGUGGCCACUCUGGAGUCAAAUUCACUUUGCUUUUGUGGAACGACGCAGCCCUUUGGGUACGCUCUGUCUCAAUUUGAAAUGACAUAAAGUGCUGAAACAGAGUGCAGAUCAGCAGAAUCAGAGGUUGUAUUGAAGAUUUAGUGCUAAAGAUCUUUGCCAGGUUUGAGUGUUGUCAUCGACGGACGGCUCAAGAAACAGAAUAACACUCCUCACUCAUCUGCUGCAUGUCAUCAAACUCCAGACAAAUUAGUGAUUUGUUGGCAAGAAGUUUGAGUGCAUCAAUAAUCUGUUGAUUCAAUGUUGUUAUAAUGCAGCACAGGAACCACUUUAUUUGGAGGUACAAGCAUUUUUAGUCAUACCCUUUGAUUCUUUUUGUUUUGAGGAAUGUUUCUUCACUCAGAAAUUGUUGAAAAGUCGAGUUUUUAUGACAGCCAGCGUGUCUUUCCCUGCUCUGUUUCUACCGAGUGACAGUCAUAGUGAACAAGUGUCUGUAAAAGCAACAACCACAGGGAUUAGCUGUGUCUUAUUCAGAAGAAAAGACAACAUAUUGUGCAGAAAGAGUCAAGUCAACACAACACAGGCAGUACAAUGACCCUUAAACAAGGUGAAACUCUAUCUUAUUGAAUCUAAUAGGAUUAUCUGCUGGCAAGCAGCUGCUCAGAUAUAAGGAUGGUAAUUGAUAUGAUUUUAUAAUACCGAUGCCUUAAAAGGUCAGCUGAUCACUGACACAGCUUCUAAUUGGUUGACAGCCUUUAACGAAGAUGGUAGCCUUCCAUGAGCAUGAUCAGCUGACAACAGAAAUCAGACUUUAUUACUCAAAUUUAUUUCAAAUUGUCACAGAUUACCUGUUUUUGUGGAAGCAGACAUUUUAGAGUAACUAAAGACACUGUGAGAAGUUCUUCAGUCACUCUGUUUAAGUGUCAAUCUCGCACUGAUGCCUCUACAUGUCCCACUAAGUCGAAUGACAUUAUCAGUGGUUUAUUGGUUAUUUCUUUGUAUUGAAUUUACAAGCCUGUGUCAAGAUCUGACUUUCUGCCAAAAAUAACAAAAAACAAACAAAUAGAGUCAAUAUUUGGCUCCAGCUAGAAGGGUCUAUGUUUAGAGCUCCACUGGUUAAGUUUGGCAGUGAGAAGUAUCUUAUAACAAGCAGGAGGUGCUUUUACUUCUCCUGCAAAAUGGCAUGGAAUAGGGUUUAAUGUUUAUGUUGACUGUGCAUGCGUCACUAUUUGAAACUCUGUAUAUUUACAAGGGGUGAAUGAAAAAAUCAUUAAACGUCAGAAUCACGAUUCUUCAAUUCUGCAGUUCUGAAUCAUUUUAAAAAGUUGAUGCUGUUCAGACAUUUAUCAGGGCACACAUCAUGGCAAAAGGACAAUGAUGUGUCAAAUGAAACUGGUCUGACCUGCCGUUUCAAGCUACAUGAUAGUGAUGAAAAAGAAGUUUUGAAAGUUUUACAAAAAUCAGUUUUUAUCCUGGAAAAAAAAUCUGAUUCUGAUUUUAAUCAGAGGUUUAUUCACAAGAACGAACAUGAAAACUGCUCACAGUGCCUUUAAUGAACUUUUAUGUGGACUUAAUAAAAAUGUAGUGCUGAAAUACUUAAUACACUGUCAAACAAACUAUCAAUCAGCAACUUUAACUACACACUUUUUAAAAUAAUAAAAAUACAUAUCUUGCUCUGAAUCCUCCAAUGUUAUAAUGUUUUGUCCGUCUGAUUUAAAAUAUGUCUGAAGAAGAUAAGUGAAUCUUUUGUUACAGUAGUCAAUUAAGAGUCAAACUUGUUUGAGCUCAAGUUUCCUAUAUGAUACUAGAGGUAGAGUUAUAUCUUUUGAUUGGUGGACAUCACAAAAAUUGCAGACGUAAGAGGAAGAUAUUCCACCUCCAGCUUCCACAAAUGAGCUAUAAACAAGUGGCAGAUUGUUGGAAUAUCUCUCCGCUGACUGAGUGUGUUUGGACUGUAUUAAUAGAAACUGAAAUUUGGACCAAAUCAUUUAAGACCAAUAGUGUGUGAUUGUAAAAGCUCAAUGAAAUUCUCGCUCAAGAGCCACUUAAUAUCAAAAGGCUGUGUGUUGACUUAGAUCUUUGAGGUCAAGUACCAUAAUUGUGUUUCAAGGCUGCAGCCAGAGUGGCGAUAUGUCUCUUUAUGCCGCACACAGGAGUGUCAUCGCGUAAAGGUCAGCGGCGGUUGAAUCAUCAGGAAACUGUAAAGGUUUCUCCUGAGUGAGGCGUUAUAUUUUGAGUUGAGAGAGCACAAAGAGUUUCUGAAUGGCAGGGGAAUCUCAAAGCUCAUUUAUGCGUUUGUGGCUGUGAAGUUGCCGGAGCUGCUCUGAUGGUUCUGUAGCGGUCUGUUGACAUGGAAACUAAAGAGGAGGCUAUUGUGUGAUGAGCGUUUUUGCCACCAGCUCUCGUGAAAUGAGGGCAGUACAUGAGUCAUUUGAUCAGAGUGUUUGUUUUUGUGUCCCAAAAACAUCCUCAGAAUAACUGUCUUCAUAGUUUCGAGCAAGUCAAGAGUUUGGUGCCUCUUUUGACCUUGCAGAAAUAUGUAGUCUCACCAUGGCUGUCUUUUUCGUGUUUGAUCUAAUUACCUGCCUUUUGGUAAGCUGUACUACCACUUCCACAGAUCAGCAACAGGCUGCAGCUAGGGUUAAAAUUAAAUCAGUGUGGAUUUGUGACUUAGAGAUCGAAUCACGUCUAAAAGCAUCCGUCAUAUAGGACAUCGCACACACCACUGAGAUGCUCGUCUGUUCCUGCUCCGUGUUUCAGCAGUGAGUGGGUUGUAAUGUUGGGCUCCCGGUGGAUUGUGUGAGUCAUUCAUGGCACUUCAACAUGGGUUCAAGGAGCUGAAAAUGGUCGUUAUUGAUACAAAGGACAAGAAGGUGAUGCUGCCACAGUGGGACUAAUUAAUAUAUAAUGAUUUCAGAGCACAAAAAGGCAAAUUGGUAAGCGGUUGGAGCAGAAAUGGCUUCAGGCUUGAAGGUAAUGCGCUCUUUGUCUCAGUUUCUCCUCCAUCCUGUGUGCUCACUGUGGUCAGGUUGCCUAAUUGAACAUGAUCUCCAGGGAGCUGGAAACUGACAGCAAACCGAGUAAAACCAGUUGUUAAAUAAUGCAUCAAAAGAUCCUGUCUGUUACAUUAAGUCAUGCUUAGAUUCCACUCCAGUUAGUCGGUGUGGCUUAUCUUUUAAAGGAAAUGUCUGAUGUGUGUCUCCCCAGAGAGCCUAUGGACCCAGCUGAUGAUCCAUGAUGAUGCUCACUGAAGGAUCUCUCUGAGCUCAAACCAACCAUUGUCAGACCCUGUGGAUGAAAAGGAGGAGGUGGACCUGCUCCCAGUUGCUGAGACCAUGGUGAAAGCUCAGCAAAGCCAGCCUGUGAAAUGCAGCAAGCCCCCGAAGGAGGCAGGAAGCAAGGAAAAGAGAAGUGGCCCGAAAGAGGGAAAAAAGAGAAAGAAGGAGCUGGGAGAGAAGAAGAAGAAGAAAGAUAAGAAAGAGCGUCAUCGGCAUAGAAAGAAAGCCCUCACAGUGGCUAAUGGAGAUGCACUGGACUGUUGUGUCCUGCUCACCCGUCUGGAGGAGAAAGGAGUUGUGGCUAAACUGAUGGAUACACCAAAAGCUAGGAAACAGAAGAGUGAGAAAGUCCGAAAGAAGCAGCACUCCAGCUCUGUUCAAAGAAGGACCAAACCUGGACGUAAGAAAACCUCCACAGGCAAUCAGCAAGUACUGGAACCAAAAACCAACCAUCUUGACGCCUUAUUCAUGUUCCCCGAGUCUGUUUUUGAGCCCCGCAGGCGAAGAAUGGCCUCUCUCAACGCUGAGGCCGUUAACAGCUUACUGCUGUACAAAGAUGACUCUCUCACGUCGAUUCUUGCGAAGAAACGGCAGCCUACAAAUGAGGAUCAAGCUCAAGAGAGUCGCCCCAAAGUUGAACAAAAAGGUGGCAUAACCAAAUCGGUUUCCUCGAGAGGAAAAGCAGACCCAAAAGAAAGACCUAAAAAACAGAGGCGGUCAACAGGGCAGGCUCAGGAAAUCGACUGGCUGGCUUUGUUUGCGCCAACGCCUCGGCGUCAGGCAGGCCUCACUGCUGCGACGCUCCUCAAACUCACAAGCGCCGGGUAUGGAACUAAACGACAUAAGAAAUCGGAGUCCAAGCCCGAGACUGAAAGUGAGACAGCUGCUGCAACUCACAAUGAGAUUAACACCAAACCAGUGUGUGGAGGAUCAAUGCUGACCAAAAAAGAAACACAUCCCAAACAAGAGGACCAAGUAAAGCACAGAAAACAGGGUACAGAGGAUCCAGUUCAUUCCCAACUGGGCUCCUCACUCCAGGGCUGCUGUAAUUUGUGUAAAAGCGAGGCUCUGGAUCCAGAGUGGAAGGCCACCACAGGAGGGCAGGAGUGUGUCAAACACCCGCUCCAUUGUGGCUCUUCCCUUGGGUUCUCCUUGAAAACAAUCAAAGAGGAGCAGGUGGAGACUGAGGUGUCUUCCUGCUACUGCUGCACCCAGGAGAGGUGUGUGGAGUACUGCCAUAGACUGGCCCUCUUCCUGGAGGACAAAACCUACAAAGAACCAGAGGACGGCUCCUUGUCCGAGGUGUACCACCACCACCAUCACCACCAUCAUCAUCAUCACCACCAUCUUCAGUCCCCCCACCCAGCAGCCAUAACCAUCAGCCCACACACAUACACCUGUUUCCCAGGCUACUACGUCCACUUCAGCCACCCAGACGCCUCCCCCUCCCCGAUGCCGGCCCUCUCUUUGUGCCCCAGGAGCGGCAAGAGGCCCAAGCUGCUCCCCAGCACGAGUCCACAGCCCUCAGGGAUUACACACCCGGUGUACUGCUGCACCUCAGUGGAGACGUGCUACGCAGAGCCCUGCAGGAUCAACGGCUACCCGGCCUACUCCAAUCUAAUUCCAGCCAUUACCAGAGGAGGGCGCUCUUUCAGCCCUCCAGACUGCACCAAAUGUACACAGCAUCAAACGUCGAACCGCAGCAUCAAAAGAGGUAAGCAGAGAGGAUGAUUACAUCUCUUUUCAUUUUUAUGUAAUCCAAGUGUGCAUUUGUCUGUUGCUUCCAGCUAGAAGUUGCACCAGCUUUUGUCAGUUAAAAAUAUACCACUGCACAGCGUAAAUUAUGCUUGAGAAAUGUGGGUGGAGGAGGUGUUAGGGGUUUACAGGAAUCAAGGGGUGUAAUCAGACUUUUUUGGCUGUGCUGCCAUCAGUCCCCACACACAGCCGGAGACUGGUGUGAUGACUUUUGCAGGGACGGCAUGAAAUGUGUGUGAAAAAAUGAAAAAAGUAUCACAACAUAGCCGCACCGUUUCAAUCCAGUUUAUUUUUUCAAAGACUGAAAAGAGAAAAAAUGGUGCACUUCAAAAAAAAAAAAAGCUGUAAUUUCAAAUUCAAAGAAAAGAAAAUGAAAUGCAAAGAAAUGUUCCAGCAAAGACAAAGUCAUUUUGUAGUGAAUUAAAAGUGAGUACAGACCUCAGAGCUUAAUGCCAAAGAUCAGUGCCAUGUAGGACUGAUUAAAAGGUUACUCCAGCUAUUUAAUGUUGUGUAGUGACAUUAUCAGGCUUGUUUCCUCGGCUCCUGGCAGAGUCAUAAAAGACAUGGGAGUAUUUUCACAGGCUGAGUAACACUCUCCAGCAAGGAAACACAAGUUCAUGUGUAAAAUCACUGGCCCCUUUCACAGCAACAGAAGGAUUUACUGAUAAGUUUAAGUAUUAAUUAGAAGUGAACAGACUGUAGUUAUUAGCUUUUUUAUGUGCAGUGUCCCCCCCCGUUAAUCCGGCUGCCAAAGCAGAACAAUGUGCUGAGAAUAGCUAUUAUGUCAGCUUUUUUAAAGCUCCCAAUUUAGACUGUCACUCGAGUGGGAAGUCACAAAAAUAUCAGAUACAGGCCAAGACCUCUUUUGUCUAAGUUUGAAUACAGGCAGUUGGACGGUGAAUACGAGGCCUGUGCAGCUGAAACCUAAUGAGCUGAUUAUUUGAGCUCAUUUCUCAGCAGUUGUUUUCUGAGUUUAAGUCAAGAAUGGGAGCUGGAACAGGAGAGCUCUUUGUGAUGUCUCCAAACACCUGGGCUUGUCUUCUGAAAACACUUAUUACUUAGUAGGGCGCACCAGUAUAACGCUGAUGCUCUCCUCUGGUUUUCUUUAGUCUCCAGCACACAAACAAGGUCAGGCUGUGAUGAUCGACUGCCUUUCCUCACCUCUUGAGUUGCUUUUUUACAUACACCUUUAAGCCCUUUUUGAUAGGACAUUUUUCACCAUGUUACAGCAGGUGAAUCUACGGUGUUCAAUCUGAAAUAAGUGGCACCGUAUUGCUCUAGUUUCCAAGUUGGAUUUUUCCAAAAAUGAUGCAACAUGAUGUGGAGUAUGUUUCACCUUACAGAGUGGGUGUGUCUGAGGUUUUUACUCAACCUGCAGGGACCUGUAUGUAAACAGCACCCUAUAAAAAAGGCAGUAUACUUGAGUGAUACAACACUCACACCUUUACAGUGCAAUAAACAUCCUGCAGCUUUUCCUUUAGCUGAGUGCAGCUGUGUUUUUGUGUUAUGACAAAUCAAAUUCAUGGUAGUAACACCUGCGGUUGAAACAUCUCAUGGUAGAAAGGCCAGAGCUCCACCCACACCAGUGUUGGCACUGCACUGCCUGAUAAGACCUCUCCUCUGGACUAAGUGGGCAUUAAUAAUGAUUGUAAAGAACCGUGAUCGACAUUUUACCUCACGUUGCAGUUCUGCACCUGCUGAGGCAGAAAUACCAAGCUUAACUCCUCCUGUGACCUCGUGUAAUUCCACUAAAGAGCCAUGUGAGCAGAGGUGUAAUCAGUGCGAGUGAACACCUGUGCAAAAGUGCUGAUACAGCACAACAGUGAAGUCAUGGUGUAGUCAUGUCUCUACACAGCAGUGAUUAUUCAAAUCCCUCACUUAAAGUGUCUGUAUGUUGAACCUAGUGAAUGAAAAAGCACGUUCUUUAGUUUUUAAAAUUAGAAAUCAAAAUGUCAUCAAACAGGCUCAAAGUUAGAGUCUCUCAGUGUGUUUACAUGCACAGCUUAAUCGGACUAAGCUUAAAUUAUUAUUAUUUUUUUUUUUUGGCGAAUUUGACUUCUCUCCUUGUUCGCGUACACACGCAGCUGAGAAAAUCCAAUUAUUGACGUGAACGUGUCCUCCUCCCCAAAACUAGGGGGCUGUUUCCUGACCUUGUUAAAAGACGUCUCCGUUCCUUGUUUUGCGACCGUCCAUAUACUUUAAAAUGUCCAUUUCUCUCAGGAGGGAAAGCAUAACGGCACUCUCCUCGUCGUUCCAAAAGUGGACAUUCUUUCGCUCUUCAGCCAUGUUGCUGUUGCUUCUGAGUUGAAAGUUCUUUAAAUGAUAGUGCCACUUCUUCUCUGGUGUUUAUGUUUCAGGGUUACGGGGGCGUGGCGCACGCACACAUGCACUGUCUGAUCAUACUCCGACUACGCUGGUUACAUGGUAGAGAAAAUCAAAUUCCAGUUGCAUUAUCUGGGUGUCUUAAGUUCUCAAACUCCGAUUAUAGCUGGACUAAGGUGUUUACAUGCACUGAAGUUGUCCGGUCUUAAUCGGAGUAAGGCAAUAAUUUGGUUUCAUGUAAACGUACUGACUGUCACGUUUCUUGUUUACAUCCUUCAAAUACAGCAGUUUCACUUGUCCACGAGCUCACUGGUGCACCCUCCGGAGUUCUCCCUCAGGAAGACAUGAUGUACACUGUGAAGUUUAAUUACAGUUCGGCUCAUGACACAGAGCGAACACUAGGCUGCACAGCAAGUAUGCCUCUCGUCUUAGGGUCAACCCAAAUCCAACACGACCAAGGGCGUUGCUAUUAGCAUGGAACAAUCUCAGAACCUAUCAAUUACAGUCUGAUGAUGAAUCAGCCUCUCGGAGACACAGCCUACUUUCCGGGGCGUCCUGCGCAGACGUCUCCUUAGAAUAACAAACAUCAACCAAGACUUAAAAUUUGUUUCCUGACCAACAGACAACCCUGUGAGAGAGACAGGGAAAACUGAUUUUUGCUGCACGUCUGAGUAACAAUAAAGCUGAUACAGUGUUUUACAGUUGGUGAUAACCACAGCUUUAACCCUGUGCAUACACAGUUUUCUGCUGACAGCCAAAGCUCCCUGAAACAGAGGUGGACAACACCUAAAAAUAAAGAUUAUUUGGUGUUAUUUUGCCUUGAAUGGAUAAGACAGCUUGAGAGAGACAGGGAAUGUCAGGAGAGAGGGGGGAGAAAAGACCUAAAACCAAACCUACACCCAGUGCCAAGGAGGACUUUAGCCUCUGUUCAUGGGGUGCCCACUCUACCAGCUGAGUCAAAGCAGCCCCCUGUAGCUUUCUUUUUUGACUUCAGUCCUUUGCUUGACUGUUAAUGUCUGCUCUAUCUGGCAUAAAACUUCCUUAGAUUCUUUCAGAGGUAUUUUCCUCUCAGUCUCCAUCAUGCUUAAACUCGUUCACUCAUUCACUUCACUGGUUAAUAUUUGCAAACUUCAGAGUACUGUGAAAUACAAGCUUAUGUGACAGCAGUCGCCUUAACUGACACUCUGUUUGGCUUGAAUGUAGUCGGUAAAUUUACAGACUGUUCAGCAGCAUAUUUAUGUUAAUACUGGUAAACAGAGAAGCCUGAUGUCAACAUUGAUAAUAAUAAUAAUAAUAAUAAUACAUUUUAUUUAAAAGCGCCUUUCUGAGCACCCAAGGACACUUUACAGGGCAUAAAAACACAGCUAGAAACAUAAUUAAAAUAAAAAAAAAUAAAAAAAAAACAACAUACAAGUGUGAAAGUAGACAGUUAAAGUGAGUAUUGAUGAGUUCUUGUUAGAUCCUAGAUGCUGCUGAAAUCAAUUGAUCAUUCCCCUUUGAGUUAUCACAACAGUGUCGGGGAGCGCUCACAAACUGUGUUAUGAUUUCACUUUGUAGGGAUUGUGUGUGUUUGUGUGGGAGCUGUGGGGGUGGGGCGGUUGUUAAAGGCUAUAAUUGACCUUAAUUGAGGCUCUGUUUGUUUUUUUCUGCUGCCUCAGCAGAAUUAAUAACAGCCGGGUGUCGCGGGUGUUUCUGUCAUGUAACCUUGUAAACUGAAGCCUCCAUCACUCUACCUCAUUCUCUUUUUUUUUUUUUUGUUCCUUCUUCAGACGAUUACCCAUCAGCCCUCAGUGACCACCACAGCCCCUCCUCUAUCCCCAUCUGUCCCAGCCCCCGAACCCUCACUGGCUGCCCUGUUCCCACCGUGCCUCCUGCCGGCCAAUCAGUGCCCCACAUCCAGACUCCUCUGUCCGACCCCAGCCAACCACAACCUCCCCUGCAGGUGGCGAAGGAGUGUCCCCAGAGUGCCAAGUCGCCCAGCGGGUCCAGGUCUGGCGCGCGUGGCACCGGCAGCAUCAGCUCGGCUGUCUGCCCUCUCAACAGAGACAAGAAACAGAAGCUCGGCCCUGCUAGCGUCAGAGGGCGGGCGGGUGCCAAGCAGGCGAAGAACGGACGCCAAAAGAGCACUAACGGCUGGCAGCCAGUUGGCAUGCCCUUUCAGAGGGAGGUUUUCUCUGUGGUACGUCGAAAAAGUCACGCUGGUGUUUUGUGAUGAGGACAUGAUGGUGCUGCUUUUGAUGUUUCAAUGUGGUGUAAAUCAACCAGACGGUCUUAAGAGAGUUUAUUUUGUUUUUUAACAUUUUAUCAUCCGUCUCUGUUUUUAGUGAAACUCCUGAACAUUCAUCUUUCCUCUCAGACAAAGAAAACCUUUAAUUGACAUUAUUCACACAGCGUCAUGCUGUUGUCUGUCAGGUUUCUUAGGUGAUAGAUUUGGGUUUUCUAAAAAACAUUAUUAAUACUCUUUUUUUUUUACUGGAAAAUUUGGUCUUUUACAAUAAAUCUACAUUUUUAAUGACACGUUAGCUUUACUUCACAACAAAAACAUCAGCCACUUUAUACUUUUCACACACAGCAGGAAGCUAGUGAGAGCUAAAUGUCUCAGUCUGGUCAUAUCAAGAUUAAAGAAGAGCUCAUAUCAGAAAAGUACACCUUAGCCAGAAAACACUGAAUGUCAGUAUUAUCUACUUUCUGAGUGGAACUGCUCUCUGAAUACUGUGACUACAGUGUUUUCUAUCACCUGUGUUCUUAGGAAGAGGAGACCCCGGUGCUGAGGAGGUGUUACGAGGGAGUCCAGAGGGACGGGGAGCUGAUCCGGGUCAGAGACACCGUUCUGCUCAAAUCUGGACCGAGGAAGAAGUCUCUGCCUUAUGUGGCCAAGAUUUCAGCUCUGUGGGAGGAACCAGAGACAGGUAGGACACAUGUGCAUGCACCAUUUCCUCACUUAUCCAGAGAUACUGAAUGAAGAUGGAAAUAAGAUUCUGUAGAAAAACUGACCGCACCUGUGUGUGUUUUUUACUUUUUCAGGAGAGCUGAUGAUGAGUUUGUUUUGGUACUACCGUCCAGAACACACACAAGGGGGACGCAACCCAAGUGUGCAUUGUGAGGUGAGACGCAAGUCCCUGAGUCGUACCCUUUUAUCUUAAACAGAGAUUUAAAGGUACAGUGUGUAGAAGUGUGAACUUUUAGCGAUAACUAGCUGACAGAAUCUAGAUUUAAAUGUCCUCUUGUCAGUGUCAUGACAGUGGCCUUCAAGGGCAAAAAACUCUUGUGAUGAAUGACAAGUAGGAUUUUCCAUUUUUCAAGUUUUAACUUUAAAAUGGUCUUUUUUUCAUGUGCAGGUGAUAUUUCACUGAUCCCAACAUGCUCAUGAAUAUUAUUUUCCUCUACUGCUUUUUCUACUCUGCAGCUUAACAUGACACACCGCACCUUAUAUGAGCCCCAUGCUAUAAAAGUUGAUUAGCUAAGUAUUAUUAACUACAUGCCAUAAAUUUAAUGUUUGAACCGAAUACCAUCUAACCUUUAACCUUUCUUCUCUGAUUAAACAAUGUUACCAUGAGCAAAACUCACGUUUGAAACUAGACAAUGAAGCAGAAGAUAUUUAUUUUUCUUUUUGUGAAGGAGUACCAUAAAAAAAAUUGAAAAAAACUCCAAACCAAACACUGAAUUGAUCCCACUCACACGUUUUGUGUAUCCCAAACCCAAAAUAGCCCAAUCCUCCAUGUUUUUAACCUCUUUUGUUUUCCAACAAUGAGCCACACAGCUGUACUGGGUGACACAUCCACUCAUUAUCAUAAACAUUGCCUCUCCGGUUUAUUUCGAGUCAGUCCCACACAAACAAUCCUGCUGCUGCUGCUGCUGGAAGGACUCUCCACUCCAUCAGCAGACAUGUAUUAAUCCACAGCUGAAAAUAGUCCCCAGCAAAUAUGCUCUUUACUCUCAUUUUAGAUAAACACUUAAAUACCAAAGCUUCCUAAAAUACUUCUCAUCCCUUUUCUGAGUUAAACUACUUGCCAUGGCUGUGAUUUUUAAAGAUAUGCACCUCAAAUAGGGAAAAAUGGGUUUGUUAUUGAAUGCCACACUGUAUUGUUGAUUUUGGACUUUUAAUGAGAUUUGUUAUCCACAAGAAAGAAAAGACAAUUACGAAAAUAGAGAACGUGUUUUGCUUAAUUCCCCUUUUCCAACGGUCUACUUUGAGCCUGCCUCCAUCUAGUUUUGCCUCUCAUUUCCUGUUCCCAUUCGUGAACUGACUUGGCAUUGAAAUGAGAAUAUUAUAAUUCAUGAGAGGACUUCUGAGAGUUUAGCUAAAGCUCAAACUGAAAGUGUGUUUCAAAGAGCUGACAUCGACUGAACAAACACACAGGAACACAUGUUGAGGAGCGGCUUCUGUUUUUCUUGCUUCCUGUUGUCGGUGAUAUCCCAGAGGAACACGCCGCACUUUAUUAAAUCUCCAGAAACAAUAAACCACAUGAAGUCUGUCAUUUGUCUGCUGCGCUAAAAAAAAAAAGACGACACAUCAGAGCAGAGGAGUGAGAACAAGUAACAGAGCUUUGACUGAGAGUGAGAAAUGAAACCUCGUAAUGCUUUGAGUGACUCUUUUAUCUGGAAGUGUAGGUUAGACAAAAGAGCCCAAGUCCUAAGAAGAAGUUUUUUUUUUUUGUCAGUCCUCAUGUAUGUGUGCAGAAUGUGAAGAUCAAAUCUUAAUAUCAAAGCUUUGAGCUGUGUUUUCACCAGAAGUACCCGGGUCUCUAGUACCAGUCAAGGGACUUUGAGGCUCCUCCAGCUCUUUGUUGUCUGCAUUUCCACGAGUUUCAAAAGGCUGAAAAAAUGAGGCUAAGUGUUCUGCGCACAGGGGACGUGACUUGGCCCUUCUCUAAUACACCCCUACCAGAUAGACCUACAUUUCUCAAGGAUGAAGUACAGUACCAGGUAGAAGUGGGAAAACUGGGAGAAGUUCCCGCAGCUUUAGGUGAUAAUGGGUUUUUGAGUUUCGAGCCAGCUGAGGACUAAAACACAACUUUUCUCCCCCCAGAACGAGAUCUUUGCGUCUCGUCACCAGGAUGUCAACAGUGUGGCUUGUAUUGAAGACAAAUGCUAUGUCCUAACAUUGGCACAGUAUUGCCGGUAAGAAAAAUUAUGUUUUUAUUUUCACAGUUUCUUGUGGUUUAAGAAGUAAACGUACUUCGUAGAUUAAAUGUUCUUGCUUUAAACACUUACUGAAUGAAAUUGCAUAAAGUUUGAUCUGGAAAGCAGACAUGUAGAGCUUGAUACUAUUUUCUGAAUACUUUCUUCAUCCAGUUGAGUUUCAUUUCCUGUGUUUGUGCUUCCUCCAGAUUUUGUGCCUUGGUUAAACGCCAAAGGGAGGGUGUACACGACAGUGCUGCCUCCCUCCUGGUGCCACCCGUUGUUGGCAACGCCAUGCCCACCCACCACUGUGUGCCCGAUGACGUCGACCCCGAGCUGGUGUUCUUCUGUCGACACGUCUAUGACUUCCGCUACGGACGCCUCCUCAAAAACCUGCAGUAGCAUCUGACAGAACAUGACAGAUGACACUCCGGGGUGUGAGGCAAUGCUACCUUGGUUUCAUCCUCCACAACAUUAACUAGCUACAAACCGAUCUGCUGCCUGUGUGAGAGGAACUGGAAGAUUAGGAUGAAGGAUUAGGAGAUGAACUCAUUUAUUAUUUUAAAGUUCUUAGUCACACUUCCAUGCUACACAUCGAUUCAGUGAGGGUAAUGGUCUGACACGUUGUAGGAGGAUUAAGAUAGUGGUGUAAAUGUUUUAUUUUUUGUUGUUGUUUUUCAUACAUGGCUCUCUGGUGUCGUAGCAGCUGUGUAAAGAACCUUGAACCUACUCUGCUGUAGAAACCGCUACUGUAGCUCUUAGAAAUGUGACAUAUGAUAGAUAUGAACAGAAUGUGUGUUAGACGUGAGUUGCGUCACUAUCUGCCUGGUAGUUUUCAGAGGUGUCUCGAUGAAAUGAUGUGGUUGAAGGAAAAUUUGAGGUGGUGCCCUGUUUCUCCUUAAAAAGAACAAAAGUGUCCUAGUGGCUGAGGACACCACACAAGAGGAAUUUAUCAACACGUCCACCUGAGAAAAGUCUUCUACAAGCCACGGCAAAACAAAAGUUCAGAGUGAACUUCUGUGUUCAAGAUGCUGUUAGGGAGAGUUGGAGGUUUAAGAAUUUAAAGGAGAAGUUAAAGAUCGAGACCGCUCUCAUGUCUGUUUGGUGAAUACAUACAGUAGCUACAUCACUCCCUCUUUAGUGUAGCUGAAAGUCGAGAAUCUAGAGAAAUCAGCUGACCUGCGUGUGGACUGUACCUGUCGAGCUCGAGUAUGCAAGCAAGCUAAUUAGCUCCUGUUGACAGAUCAUUUUAAAUGUUUUUUUUUUUCAAGCUGAUGUUUACAGUUUAAAAAAAUGACAACUUUCAACUUCAGUGUUAUAAAAUGGACUUAAAACUGGUAGAAAAAACACACUGACAUUAUUUACAGUUUCUCCUGAAAUCACAGUCCAUGCUGGCACCAUGCUGUUAGCGUAUGCUACUCUUGCUAGAAAAAUUGCCUAAUCCCGGUUUGUUUUUUUAUUUAAUUUUAGUUUUUGUUUAAUGCAUCUGAUCCCUGAUACUUGGUACUGCAUUUCAGACAGCACCGAAGGCUGAUAUUAGUAGUAGGACGAGUAGAGGCACAUCUUUCCUCCAGUUACGUAUUUCCUGAAAGACAUGAUAGUGGUAUGGAUGUUCACAUCAUAAUCUUGGAGAUCAUGUAAAUUAGCAGACACAUAAUCUCUAAUUCAACGUUUUCCUUCAGCUGUAAUUUUGAUCCACUUUAUCCUGAACACUGCCUAGAUUUCCCUCCAAAGCUCUUUAUCAGAAAGUCUAAUCAUGUUUUCUUUUUUACCACUGAUUGACAACACGGCAAACUAUGAAAAGUGGAAACUCUACGGCGCCACCUCUUGAGAGUUUCUGGUAUGAUUAUGGUUGUCAUGUCAUAAUAGUUGCUCUGAAAUCCGCCUCUGUGCUGGCUUUCUCUCUGUACAGCAGGAGCGCGCUCUGUAAAGAAAGCACAGUUCAGUUGGCUUGAUGUCGCAGUGUGAAGAUGUCCGACGAGUCGAGCAUUGAGGGGAUUUUUUGUUAUGCCAAUUCUUAGGAGUAUUUUAGUUUCUCAGAGCUGUUUCCCAGAGGUGUGAUUUGACUCUGGGAUCAGCUGACUGUAUAUUUGCAUUUAUAUUUCUGGAUGAGUGUCUGUCAAGGCAGAUGGCAUCAGUUAGUCACUUAUAUUCUUGUUUGUUCACCGAUGAGAUGGUGAGUAAUGUAUUGAGUGUAGCAUUUAGAACUGUGAUGAUGAUUCAUUCCUAUGUUUGAGAGAAAAUAUGUAUUUAUUUCUGUACUGAGAUGAAAAUAUAAUUUAUUUUCAAAGAUGAUUUUAAAGAAUAGAGUUUUAGAUGAGUGGCUUUCAUUCCUUAAUAGAAAGGAGGUUCAAGUUGUCCUUCAUUCUUAGCUGCACUGUCUCCGAUGAAAGUGUGUGAGUCAUUCGCAGUAGCUUUCCAGUGACUGAGCUCGCUCGCCAGAAACAAACCUACUAAAUGUUGUGUUGGGAUCUCAAAGUCCUCCAGGAAGAUGCAAGGACACAUUUGGAGUUUUUUGAAGGAUUCCAAACACGGUUUGAGGGACGCCUGCCAACAUGUGACCAGAGAUGCUUAACCUGCAGGACCAAAAUGCACCUUUACCGUUCCCAGCUUCCUGUCAUUCUCCUUCCACGUUUCCUCAGAUGAUGACGCUUUGCCUCUACACCUUUAAACGCUGAAUGCAACAAUGAUUUUAACUCACUUUGCCACUAGCCUGUGCCCUUUAUCUUGCUGCCUUAGAGAACAUUCCCAGCCUUUCAUUUAGAAAUGUGUACCGACUGGAGCCUGGGGAUAUGAAGCUCUUUAGUCUGCUGAUCGUGAUUCCUAUUCACCUGAGAUGCAUCUCAGAUCCAUCGUGUUCAGAAAGAAAGAAUUUUCAUGUGACAUUUUUGUUUUUACAAAAGUUCACUUUAGUUCGCUUAAAGUUUAAAAUGAUCCAAAGUGUUGAACACCAAACGACUAACACAUUGGAAAGAAACAGGAAAGCCGAGUUUAGCAGAAACACUUUUCUGGAAGAGGAAACAGCGAGCAGAGCAGUGAUGUAAAGACAACAAAUCAAUGAUUAAUAUUUUGGAAAAAACAGAAGAGGUUUUUUCUCACUUUCCCGCUCUAAUGCUAAGCCAAGCUAAGCUAAACUUGUUGACCACUGUUGCUGAAGAAAAUUGUAAACUUUGGUCCAGAGCGAUCAAACCAUUGUGUUUAUUUAUGCUGCCGCUGCACUUAGCUUGAAUCCUGUCAGUUUCAAAAAUUUUGAGUCCUUCCAGUCCAGUUUCAUCCAAACAUCCACAGAAAUGUUUAGAAGUUUGAACAAGCCAGUUUGACAGAAUUUCAUGAUUAUUUUACUGCUUUCCUCGCUCCAUUUGCUUGACCCUCUCUACAAACCGAGCUGUAGUUUAGAUUUCAACUUCAAAUGAGCAUUUAUAUCAAGCUACAGUUAAUCGAUCAAUACUUGUUAAAAUAAUGUCAUUAAAACAUAAAGCCAGAUUUACCAGAGAUCCUAUCAUUGCAGUGUGUUUUCUCAGCCAGCCAAAGGUUCAAAGUCUGUCUCAUUUCAAGCAGUGAUCCAAAUAACAUCUUUGACUGAUGUGCAGCACAAUACAGCAAAGCAGAAUAUGGUAAACCUAAUUUGGUGUGAUUUGGUUCUGCAAUUAGAGAUCCCAGUGGGUGUUGUGGAUCAACCACACACAGCUCAUACCACGGCCUCAGGAAUCAUUCAGCAGACUAAUUAUGUUUAAUCAAGAUGUGUGAUAAUUAUGUCUUAAUUGGUCCUCUGUGCCUGUUCCCAUCAACCCGUCUUUAUUCCCAGCUUUUUUCCCAUGAAGAGGACGAGCAGUCACUGUUGUUUUUACCAACCUUUUCAAAUGCCUUUCAUUUUUCUCAGAUGACGCCAGUCUGAUCUUGAAUCACCACAAAGAAACGUUUGCACCAAAAAGAGACAAGGCGGGGAGAGGAUUGAAGUUUCAUCAUCCCCAGGUGUACAAAAUCCUAAACUCUGGUUCCUCUGAUCUGAUUUUCUGUUCUUAUUCUUUGCAUGGCGUUUUGGAUAUAUCUUGGAAAUAUUAAUCACAGCACAGAUUAUUUGUAUGGUUUCAAAUGGACCUCUGUAAUAUAAGAAAAAUAUUUAAUUGUAAUAAAUAAUAUAUGAGUUUGAACAUA